Messenger RNA from Morchella sextelata, 213 nucleotides. RefSeq lists its product as uncharacterized. The transcript has 2 exons. Lineage: Eukaryota; Fungi; Ascomycota; Pezizomycetes; Pezizales; Morchellaceae. Bases 1 to 213 code for a protein of 70 amino acids. The record is from RefSeq and is a predicted model, not a curated record.
AUGUCACUUCGUCAGGUACAAGGCCCGGUGGCAGUAAAAGCUGUCAACGCUAGUUCCCGGCCGGUCAAUGAUCAGAAUAAAGUUCUCGCCUUUUCUAAAACCCUGCAACAAGUACAAGUUCUGGACGGUGGGAUGUUGGCUAAGAUGCUGGAAAAGGGAGUCAAGGAGGAUCCGUGGAGUUCAGUUGCGAGGUUGGAGAAACCCAAGGAAUAA